Messenger RNA from Schistosoma rodhaini, 2027 nucleotides. The record is from the annotation of a GenBank genome assembly. NCBI's taxonomy places the organism in Eukaryota, Metazoa, Platyhelminthes, Trematoda, Strigeidida, Schistosomatidae.
CAGAACGGUAGUUAGAUUAGCGUAGAGCUAUGGACUUAAUAACGCUAUAAUUGGAGAAUGAAAUAAUAUUUUACAGCGCAGAAUCCAAGGUGUGUGUUACGCGCCAAGUUGUUGCGUUUCUGUGAGUAGGACUGUUGUUUACUGGUUGUUUCUCAAAGUUUAUGUUUUUAGAACAUAAGUUGGUCGUAUGAAUGUAGCAUGGUCUUAAGAAAUGGGUUCUCAGGUCACCGUUUGUCAGUUGUGCAAGUUGUAUGGUGGUUUGUUUUCAAAACACUCCUGUUUUUGUCAGCCAUCAUAAUCUCUUUAGUAAACGAUCCUGGAUGGUAGUUUGAACUAACAACUUUCUUGAGUUGGGUGUCCGUGGAUCAACUUCGUAAGAAUUAGUGCAACUACUACUGAUUUAAUAUGAGUAACUCAGUGUUAGAAAUGAAUUUCGCUCGCUUACUGUACUGUACUGAAUGUCUAUCAGCACAGAAACAAAUAGGAACUACUUACAAGGACUACGUAAAAACUCUUGAAACAUUUUUUAAUGCGUUGACUUCAUCCAACCAUCAUCCUUCUCCGGAAAAUAUACGUAAAUAUGAAAUAAGGCUAAAAAAGUUAAAACAGACUUGUGAUACAGUACAAAAUUCGAAUGUACAGUCUAUUCAUCAUCAUCUAUCACAUAGUGAAAUAAUUGCAACUUCUAAAGUGAAUGAAACCUCUCCUGUUAAUGAUAAUGUCAAUAAUGAGAGUGUAAUGGCUCCUGAAAUAAAUAACUUAUCAUGUAAUGAAAACGAUACUAUGUGCUCUGAAAUAGACAGUCAAUCACUUAUUCAGGGCACAUUUACUGAUAGAUGUGAUUUGAUCGCAAAAGAACGCCAACGUAUAAAUAGAGAAUUACGCGAGCAAUUAUUAGGUGGAAAUAAAUCCAGCGAUAAAAAAUCAUCAAAUCAUAGUAAAAAUGAAAAUCUAACACAUUCCUCUGGACUUCUUCGUGAACAAGAAAUUCAACGUGAGCAAUUAGCUUCAGAAAUGCUGCUAUUAACAACAGAUUUGAAAAAUCAAUCUUCUGCAAUGAAUCAACGAAUUCGCCUAGAUUGUAAAACUGUUGAUGCUAGUAUAGGACAAGUUGAGCGAAAUACUGCAAAUCUUCAUGGUAUAUUAAAUGAAUUAUCAUUAGAGCUUGGUUCCAAAUGUGGUCGAAUUGUAUGGAUUCUAUUUUUUAUCGCAUUAGGUUUAUUUUUAUAUAUGAUAUUAUUUAUGAAAAUGUUUCGUAAACGAGUUAUUCAAUCAAAUUCUGUCUAUUCUUCUAAAUCCGAGUUAUAAAUUGUUAUAGAAUGUGCAUAUUAUUGUUGAGGUUAAUUGCCUUUGUCAACAAAACACUAAAUUUUUUUUAAUGAUUUUGACUCUUGUGCUUUAAACUAUGCUGUGAUAUCUAUUGUCAAAAGUCAUGUGUAAUUAGCCUCUCUUCCUAUUGGCUAGUCUCUCUUACCUAAGAUCUUGUAAAUGCCAUCUGUAUACAGUGAUGUUUAUUUAUUUCAUUGGGUUCUUUUUAAUGAAGUAUAAAAGCUCUUUUAUAAAGUAAAGUCUCCUCUCUUUUCCACUCGCAUGGAGUUUUCAUAAUUGACAUGUAUCGUUGUGCAUUAUUAGCCUUUUGACAUAUCUAGUCAGGUUGAAUACGAUGUUAUAUGUUCAUAUUGACUUAUACAUUUAUAUUUUUUAUCGGUACCAAUUAUUAAUAACCGUUUUUUAAGUGUAUGAAUUUAUGAAUGAAUCUGUGGUUUAUUGCAUGUGAAGCAUAUGAAUUUCAAACAUUAAAUUGAAGCAAAUUGUACUGGGUUCAAUUCCUGGAGUGAACAUCAACUCUGGGAUUCGAUUACACCCAGCUGACGAGUCUGAAAUAGGACGAGAAGCGCGUACUGGAUUCCAUUGCCAACCACCAUCCAUCUCUGCUCAUUAGCUUAAGAGGUACGAAUUUGAACAAGUAAGGUUUAAAGAGCUCUCGUACCUUAAGUUGUAGCUCAUGGAUGGAUGGCUACACGAAU